UACAUCAUUCCUCCAGCUUCCAAAAACCCAAACUUUCUGUGAAAGCAAAAAUAUGGGUAGCAACCAAGCAGCAGUAUCAUUCCUCACGAACAUUGCACGCGCCGCCUUCGGUCUCGGCAUCGGCGCCACCGUUCUCAACUCCUCCCUCUACACCGUUGACGGUGGUCAACGCGCCGUCCUCUUCGACCGAUUCCGAGGAGUCAUCGAUGAUACCGUCGGCGAAGGUACUCAUUUCCUCGUUCCAUGGCUUCAAAAGCCUUUCAUCUUUGAUAUCCGUACUAGGCCCCACACAUUCUCCUCCGUCUCCGGCACGAAGGAUCUCCAGAUGGUCCACCUCACCCUCCGUGUCCUCUCACGCCCGGAAGUUUCACGUCUUCCCUAUAUUUUCAAAAACCUAGGUCUCGAGUAUGACGAGAAGGUUCUCCCGUCGAUCGGUAACGAGGUAAUGAAAGCCGUCGUAGCUCAAUUCAACGCUGAUCAGUUGCUCACUGAGCGUCCACAAGUCUCAGCUUUAGUUCGUGAGAGUUUGAUCCGUCGUGCUAAGGAUUUCAAUAUUGUGCUUGAUGAUGUGGCGAUUACGCACUUGUCGUAUGGUGCGGAGUUCUCUAAGGCUGUGGAGCAGAAGCAGGUAGCUCAGCAGGAAGCAGAGCGGUCUAAGUUUGUGGUGAUGAAGGCUGAGCAAGAGAGGAGAGCAGCUAUUAUUAGAGCUGAAGGAGAAAGUGAGUCAGCUAAGUUGAUUUCGGAUGCUACUGCAGCUGCUGGGAUGGGGUUGAUUGAGCUCAGGAGAAUCGAGGCGUCGAGGGAGGUUGCUUCAACCUUGGCUAAGACUCCCAAUGUGGCUUACUUGCCUAAGCAAGGCAACAUGCUUCUCGGUCUCAGCCCCACACGUUGAGUAGGUAAUUAGGUUUACUAUGUUGAGUGUUUUUUGAAAAUGAUCAUGUACUAUUUAAUUUGCUUCAAUAGUUACUAUGAAAUGUGCUGAAUGGGAUCAAGAAACAAUGGAAUAUAAAGUUAGAGAA
This is a messenger RNA of Solanum stenotomum, 1019 nucleotides long. RefSeq names its product prohibitin-3, mitochondrial. NCBI's taxonomy places the organism in Eukaryota, Viridiplantae, Streptophyta, Magnoliopsida, Solanales, Solanaceae. Gene Ontology annotation, biological process: mitochondrion organization. Gene Ontology annotation, cellular component: mitochondrion; membrane. The transcript has a single exon. The record is from RefSeq and is a predicted model, not a curated record. Bases 53 to 892 code for a protein of 279 amino acids.